GUGCGCGGUGGAUGUAGACACAAGAAAUGGGUAAUUCAGACUCCAAACUGCGCUUUAGAAAAGCGGUGAUACAACUAACCACAAAAACACAGCCCGUGGAGGCCUCCGAGGAUGUGUUCUGGGAUCAGUUCUGGAAUGACAUUGACUUGAUGGCACAGGAUAUUUUCACACUUGUUCCUGCUGCUGAGAUCCGCGCUGUGAGAGAGGAGUCUCCAUCCAAUCUGGCAACCCUGUGUUACAAGGCAGUGGAAAGGCUGGUGUUGAAUGCAGACUCAGGCUGUGUGUGUGAGCGUGACAGACAGACCGUUCUGAUCUGCACUCGCCUGUUGACUCGGAUUCUGCCAUACAUCUUUGAGGAUCCAGACUGGCGUGGGUUCUUCUGGUCCACUGUGCCAAAACUGGGCAAAUCUGUGGAUGAAGGUGAAGAGGAGUGCACGCGGCCCCUGGCGGAGUCUCUCCUCUCUGCUGUUUCAGAUCUGCUUUUCUGUCCAGAUUUCACUGUUGAAAGCAACUUCAAGACCAGUGCGGAUGCUGAUAUCCAGUCCAUAGACAGCUGUGAGUUCAUCUGGGAAGCUGGUGUUGGAUUUGCUCAGACUCCGCCUCUCAACUAUUCCCAUGACUCCAACAGGACAGAAUUGCUGAAGCUCUUGUUGACCUGUUUCUCAGAAGAGAUGUACCAGUCUCCAUCAGACACACACACUCUCAACCCUUGGGUCUCGUUCUUUUGCUCCAGAGAAAACAGACAUGCACUCCCGCUCUUCACUUCUCUUCUGAAUGUGGUUUGUGCGUAUGAUCCUAUCGGCUACGGCGUCCCGUACAAUCACCUGAUGUUUUCUGACCAGCGGGGCGAGCUGGCGGAGCUGGCACUGCAAACACUGAUCAUUUCACUGGAGCAGGAGCUCAGCGACACACACACCACUGCCGACACUGAUUACAACAGGAACAACACUUCUGAAGCAUGCCUGUUCUGA
Danio aesculapii is the source of this 971-nucleotide messenger RNA. It is a transcript of the gene hid1b, whose product is annotated as HID1 domain containing b. The record is from RefSeq and is a predicted model, not a curated record. Lineage: Eukaryota; Metazoa; Chordata; Actinopteri; Cypriniformes; Danionidae. Gene Ontology annotation, cellular component: Golgi medial cisterna; Golgi trans cisterna; membrane. Bases 27 to 971 code for a protein of 314 amino acids. The transcript is spliced from 8 exons.